UCCGUGCGUGUGCGUCGCGACGGGGGCAGAUCUUCAUCUCUGCACGGGUUGAUGCCAAAUUGGAAGAACAGAGGAUUUGCAAAACAAGAGGGAUUUCGAUCGGACGUACUGUAUCGACAAAUCAGGCGGCAUCAUGACCAAAGUCCACGGUGCGAUGAAAUGCGUGAAAUACCUUCUCUUCGUGUUCAACUUCAUCUUCUGGUUGGCGGGCUUGUUGGUGCUGGCGGUGGGACUGUGGCUCAGGUUCGAUCCAGAUACGGUGAAGCUUCUGACAGGUGAUGGCGCCCCAGAAACCUUCUUCAUAGCGGUGUACAUCCUGCUCGGCGCUGGGGCGCUGAUGAUGGUCGUCGGGUUCUUCGGUUGUUUUGGGGCCAUGCGGGAGUCCCAGUGUCUUCUUGCAUCGUUCUUUGUUUGCCUUCUGAUAGUCUUUGGCGCAGAGAUCACAGCUGGUGUGUUUGGAUUCAUGAACAAGGAACUGAUUUCAGAGGAAAUCCAAAAGUUUUAUAGCAGCUCCAUUGCUGAUGACAAUUCGAAUGGAACUGCGAUUGCAUUAAUUUACCACAAGACUCUGAACUGCUGUGGAGGCUCCACAUCAACCACGGCUCAGGAACUGUGUGCAGAAGCUCCUGAAGACACUCAGGACUGUCUGACUGCAAUAAUAGACUUCUUCAAUGAAAAGCUGCACAUCAUUGGAUAUAUAGGGAUUGGCAUUGCCGGAGUAAUGAUCAUUGGAAUGAUCUUCAGUAUGGUCCUGUGUUGCGCCAUCAGGAACAGCAGGGAGGUUAUAUAGAUGGUGAGCUGGUCCCCCGCCUAACUCGACAACAACCAGACCAGAACGCGCUCGCUCAACCCUUCAUAAUCAAUGUAUGCGCAUGAGAAGGGGAACACCAAAGUUACAUUUGAAUGGCAUUCCUCGAAGUCCAGACUGUAGUGGUGGGGAGUUUCACCACACAGAUCAAAUUCAACACAAUAAGCUGGAUCAUUAUCCUCGCGCCAUCUCCUCGACUCCACCAGCACUGACACACCGACUUAUUUCUCCGUCCCUUCUCCAACUCUGUGGCAUUCCUUGCUUUUAACAUGUCUUUAUUAGACCACUGGUGCUCUGCAGAGGCUGCAGUGCUUCACUGGCCUAGUGUUGUCACUGAGGAGUAUUGCUGUAAAUAUGGACAGCUCUGUUCACAUCCUACGUUAAUAUUAUUCCGUGCAUUUUCUCACACUUUUAGAUCUAAUGCCAUACUUCAUCCUACCUUGCGUGUUUUAAGUGUUUUGAGGACUAGCCUACCUUUGCAGAAUACAUUUCUACUAUGCAUCUACGUAGUAUGAUUUUGUUGCACAGUCAAGCCACCGAUUAAACGAUUAUGAGUAUGUACAUCGUGACUGUGCUCGCUCUCUGCCUUCGCUCUCGAGUAUUUUUUACUGUAAAAGCACAAUAGAAGACAUGUAGGUACGAUUUCAACCUCAAAGGGUUAGGACGGUCUGAUGAUAAACUUCCCCUUUUGUAAAUGUUCAAAACUCGUCCAAGAAGCGAGUACCACUUUGCACUGAGCUCUUCUCAAGCACGUUUGAACUGUAACAGUGAGCUAGUUUGCAUUUUGUGUGAGUUAUCGUGGAUGUAAAUUUUAAGAUGUGAAUUGUAGAAUAAUAUAGUUUAUGUUGUAUUGUUAACCGUAAUAAAACUACUGGGUGCUUUUA
Messenger RNA from Cololabis saira (Pacific saury), 1692 nucleotides. It is a transcript of the gene tspan2a, whose product is annotated as tetraspanin 2a. The record is from RefSeq and is a predicted model, not a curated record. Lineage: Eukaryota; Metazoa; Chordata; Actinopteri; Beloniformes; Belonidae. Gene Ontology annotation, cellular component: membrane. The transcript has 8 exons. Bases 134 to 790 code for a protein of 218 amino acids.